This is a messenger RNA of Hibiscus syriacus, 2376 nucleotides long. RefSeq names its product putative pentatricopeptide repeat-containing protein At1g12700, mitochondrial. The record is from RefSeq and is a predicted model, not a curated record. Gene Ontology annotation, molecular function: protein binding. The transcript is spliced from 2 exons. The coding region runs from base 62 to 1819 and encodes 585 amino acids. Lineage: Eukaryota; Viridiplantae; Streptophyta; Magnoliopsida; Malvales; Malvaceae.
GUUUGUAGUUUAUUUCAAUCGCACCCCUUGUUUUUCCAUUUCGCUUGAUUAAUUCCGAGAUAUGGGUAAGCUUAAUUCUCCAUUAAUUCUUCGUUCAAUUGUUAAUGGUGGAAAGAUUUUUUCUAAUUUCCACUCUUCUUCUCGGAAAACGAUUGCUACCCACAUCGAAGGUUUAAAUAAGAACACCAUGUCUGUAAGGGGUAAGCGAAACAAGUAUUAUAGUUUCGUUAAUGUUGGUGAUGCUUUGAUUUUGUUUGAUGAGAUGAUUCACAAGUACCCUAGGCCUUCAAUUGUGGAGUUCACUCAGCUAUUAGGAGCAAUUGUUAGAAUGAAACAUUAUUCCGUAGUUGUUUCUAUGUGUAGCCGGAUGGAACUAUCGGGAGUUCCCCAUAAUGUUUAUUCUUUCAACAUCUUGAUUAAUUGCUUUUGUCGAUUAAGUCAAAUUGAUCUUGGGUUUUCAGUUCUGGGGAAGAUGCUGAAGUUAGGCGUUGAACCUGAUGUUGUAACUUUGUCCACAUUGAUUAAAGGACUUUGUAACCGAAGCAGGAUUUCUCAGGCUGUGAGUUUGUUUCAUGAAAUGAUCGAAAAAGGGUAUCAACCUGAUUCGAUUGCUUACAAUACAAUACUUAAUGGGCUGUGUAAGACUGGCAAUACCAUUCGAGCUGUUACGUUCCUAAGGAUGAUGGAAGAAAGAGGGUUGGACCCCAAUAUUAUAGCAUAUAGCACUGUCAUUGCCGGUCUUUGUAAGAACAGAUUACUAAAUGAGGCUCUUGAUCUCUUCUCCAAAAUGAAGGUUAAGGGUAUUAGACCAAAUAUUGUUAUUUACAAUUGCUUAAUACAUGGUAUGUGUAAUUCAGGCCGGAAGGAGGCAACAAGGCUUCUGAAUGAAAUGCUAAAGCAUGGCAUUGAGCCCGAUGUUUUCACAUAUAGUAUAUUGGUUGAUGCGCAUUCCAAGGUGGGGAUGGUGUCUGCAGCUGAAGAUAUUGUCGACAAAAUGAGAAAACAAGGCAUUGAGCCUGACGUUGUCGCAUAUAAUAUAUUGCUUGAUGCUUAUUGCAAGGAGGGGAAGAUCUCUAAAGCUGUAGGUACCAUUAUCACAAUGAGAAAGCAAGGCGUUGAGCCUGAUGUUGUGACGUACAAUAUAUUGAUCGAUGCACUUUGCAAGAAGGGGAUGGUUUGUGAAGCUGAAUAUAUUGCUGACUCAAUGAGAAAACAACGCAUUGAGCUUGAUGUUAUCACAUACAGAAUUCUUAUGCAAGGCAUGUGUCAAGUAGGCAGAGUUUCAACUGCAUGUGAACUUUUGAGAAAGAUGCAUGCUUCUGAACAAGCUCCAGAUCUAAGAGCCUAUUCAAUUUUGCUGGAUGGUUUAUGCAAAAGUGGCGAACUCAAAGAGGUAUUGAAGGUUUUUCAAGAAAUGCGGAAUAGUGGGUUGAAACUUGAUAUUGACUCUUAUAGUAUUGUAAUUGAUGUCUUCUGCAAAGCUGGGCAUAUUGAAGCCGCGAAGAUGUUAUUUCAGGAACUCUCAGUCAAUGAUUUAAAACCCAAUGUCUACACAUAUACUAUAAUGAUUGAUGGAUUCUGUAAUAAGGGACUGUUAGACGAAGCAUACCAAUUGUUUAGGAGCAUGGGAGAUAAUGAUUGUUUGCCUGGUAGCUGCUGUUAUAAUCUGAUGAUCCAGGGGUUUCUUCGGAACAAUUGCAUCUCAAAGGCAGUUCAACUUCUUAUGGAAAUGGCCAUUAAGGGAUUUUUUGCAGAUUUCUGCACUUCCACCUUAUUUGUGGAUCUCAUAUUACGAUCUAAUAAAUCAAUUUUGAUUUGAAAUGAAUGCUUCAUAGAUAGUGGAAAGAUUUCCAUUUGCAAAUGUGAAUCAAUUUGUCUAUAACCAAUUGUACUUUUGUGAUAAGUUAAAAGUUUAUUGAAACUACAACGAGUAUUAAGGUCUAUUUUCAGUUUAGUUAGUGGACUUUAAACAUUAAGGAAACAGAUAAAUGCUAUACACCAUGUUUCAAUUUUCACUAGUGAUCUUUUUGAGAAGAUUUUCUUCUGGUACCUCUGCACAAAGUGAGAAUCUUGUCGAUGGUAAAGUAGAAAAUAUGGUGUAUAACAUCUUUGAAAACCUAAAAAUUAAGGGGGGGAAUCGUGAAACUCUAUCUCCUCUGCAGCUCUAAUUGGAAGCUCCACCUUUCUUCAUUGUGAUGACUGUUUCCUGCCAAGCUGAGCUCAUAUUCAGCACCAAUGACAAUAUUGUGGGUAAAGCCUCAAUGCUCCACUGCAAAAGCUUGAAACAAGAUCAAAGCUUCACAUACAAAAGGCUGAAACACUUGCUGGUCUCAAUUGGCAACUCUAGGAAGUGCCUCUCUGUUUCUUUCUUUCCUU